Molecule: messenger RNA, 817 nt
Organism: Phymastichus coffea
Lineage: Eukaryota; Metazoa; Arthropoda; Insecta; Hymenoptera; Eulophidae
Product: coiled-coil domain-containing protein 134-like
Exons: 3
Coding region: 9-752 (247 amino acids)
Source: RefSeq, a predicted model, not a curated record
UUUAAAUAAUGGUCAGGACCACGUUUGGGAGGUUGGGCUGCCUCGUCGUUAUUGUCGUGGCACUUGCCGCCGCUGUGAAUACCAAUUCUACUACUGCACAAGCUGACUCCCAGCAGCAGCCAAUCAAUGAGGCGAAGAAGGAGACGAGCCAAACCGAGCUGAAUUUGAAAACUCUUGAUAAAGAGUUGUUCAAACGACUUUUCGCGAAGCGAAGGAAGGAGCAUUUGCAGGCCGUGAAGACGCUGCAAAAAAUGGACAGCUACGAGCGCCAAUACAAGAUGAUCGACAUGCUGGCGGAGAAGAUGUUCGACGUGAUCGACUCGAAAAAAGUUCUUCUGGAAAAUUUGACGGAUUUGGAGCUGAAGAAUGUGUCGUUCGCACCACAAUCUAACAGCAACACGGACGUCGCGGAUGCCGUAUCGAAUGUUUUGGAGAACGUUGCCCUCUUCGGCGACGUGCUGCUGAGCCUGCCGGACGUCACUCGGAGAGUUGUGCGCAAGCAGCCCAAAUGGAACGAGACGAUCAGGUGGUCGUUCGGGUUUCUGAACAGGACCCGAGAUCUGCUCGAUAAGCCGACCCUCGAGAUGAUAGCGCUGGCGAUGCGAGAGCUGAACGGCUCCAAGCGCGAGGCCAGCCACUUGCAGCCAAACAGGAUUCCGAGCGCGAGGCCGACGAACCAGCCAAAAAGCGCGCAGAUGGCCCGGAAAGAGAAGCGCAAGAGGGGCCCGCGGCUCGUCAACGUGGAGCUGUGACCGCUCGUGUUUUCGACUGUAACGAUACAAUGUACGCACUUGCCAAAAUACACAAAUACAUACGU